AUGUUCGAGGCCGACUUUCGUGACGAACACACGGAGAAGAAGGUAUCACAAGAAGACCGACGAUUCUUGAGGAUAAUGGAGGAGAACUUCCAUCAGAGAGCCGACAAACACUUCGAAGGACCACUUCCUCUGAAGGACCAGAAUGUGAAGUUCCCAGACAACAAGAAGCUGGCAUUGAAGCGGCUUUUCUGCCUGAAAAGAAGACUCGCUAACGACAAGAAGUUCAGCGAUGACUACAACAGGUUCAUGGCCGACUCGUUCAACAAGGGAUAUGCGGAGCGGGUGCCAGAAGACGAACUGGGAAACGACGAUGGAAGGGUCUGGUUCGUCCCUCACCACGGUGUCUACCACGCAAAGAAAGGGAAAAUCAGAGUCGUCUACGACUGCAGCGCUGAAUACCAAGGAUUCUCGCUGAAUAACAGCCUUCUCCAAGGACCAGACUUCAUCAACAAUCUGCUGGGCGUAAUCAUCCGCUUCAGAAAAGAUGAAGUGGCGAUCAGCUGCGACAUCCAGGAGAUGUUUAAUCAGGUGCUCGUGACUGAGCAGCACAGGGAUCUGCUCAGAUUCCUGUGGUGGGAAAACGGCGACUUAUCCGGAGAGCCCGUCCAGUAUCGGAUGAAGACUCAUCUCUUCGGCGCGGUCUCCUCCCCCGCAUGCGCGAUGUACGCCCUGAACGCUACGGCAGACACGUACGAGCAGAAGUACGGGAAAGAAGCGGCAGAUUUUGUCAGACACAACUUCUACGUGGACGAUGGGCUCAUCAGCGUUCCGGAUGCCGACACUGCUGCGCGUCUAGCCAUGGACACGAUCCACCUGUGCGCAGAUGGAGGAUUCAAACUCAACAAGUUUGUUUCCAACGACCCCUCUGUCGUCGCUAGCCUUCCCCCUGACAGUGUCUCUAAGGCAAUGACAUCAGUAGACGUCAGUCUGCACCACCCUACUUACGAGCAAGCACUCGGACUGAAGUGGAACACCGAAACAGACACACUGCACAUCAACGUGGACCUUGCAGACAAGCCCAUUACAAGACGGGGCAUUCUGUCGACGGUGAGUUCACUGUACGAUCCAGUCGGUCUGAUAUCUCCGGUAAUCCUGAAAGGCAAGCAGUUCGUGAAGCUCCUCUGCUGUGACGGCUAUGACUGGGACGAACCUGUGGCAGAAGACGUCGCCGUGCGCUGGCUGCAGUGGAGGGAAAGUAUAUGCUUGCUUUCCGACAUCUCUGUCCCCAGACGCUACGUCUCCAACAAGGGCAAGAUCAAGAUUUACGAGUUGCAUCACUUCUCCGAUGCAAGUACAUCUGGCUACGGUCAGGUUACCUACCUGCGAACCAUCGAUGAGCUUGGACACGUCUGUUCGGGUCUCGUGAUCAGCAAGGCGAAGGUGACGCCCAAGCGGGCAGUCACGAUCCCGCGGCUCGAGCUGACCGCGGCGGUCCUCUCCGUGAAGGUCGCGAGCUUCUUGGACAAGAAGCUCAACAUCCGGAACCUGCGCCACUUCUUCUGGACCGACAGCAUGGUCGUGCUCGGUUAUAUCGGCAAUGAGAGCAGAAGGUUUCAAGUUUUCGUUGCUAACCGAGUUCAACAGAUACGGGAACACACUGUCCCGGACCAAUGGAGAUUCGUGAAAUCUGAGGACAAUCCAGCAGAUCUGGCCUCCCGUGGCCUCGAUGCAAGUGAGCUCAAGAACUGUGACCUCUGGUGGCACGGACCCAAGUUCUUGAUGGAUUCGGCAGAGCUCUCAGCAGAACCACGGUUCGUCGAGGUACAAGAAGACGAUCCAGAGGUGAAGAAAACAAGAGUGUUGGUCACCAGCAGCCGACAAGACGACGCCAAGUUUGAUCUGUCAAGCCGACUUGUUCCCUUUUCAAGCUGGUUCCGCGCCAAGAAGGCAGUAGCGAUCUGCCUACGAUACAGACGACGACUCCUGAACCGAAUCAGGCAAAAACGGACCUGCAGCACAACCACUGAAGGUAUGGAGGAGAGCAAAUCGCUGACAGACAUGCCCAUUGACACAGAUGAGCUGAACGACGCAGAAGUGACCAUUCUGAAGAACGUUCAGGAAGAUGAAUUCGAAGAGGAGUUGGUGAACCUGGCAACUCAAGAGGAUCCGACGACAGAUCGGAAACAAGUCAAGAAGCGGAGCAGCGUGCGCCGUCUGGACCCGUUUCUUGCCAGAGAUGGACUCUUGCGAGUAGGCGGACGGCUGAGGAGAAGCGAUCUGCCCCUGGAGACGGCACACCCUGUGAUACUGCCAAAGGAUCACCACGUCAGCCGCCUCAUCAUCGCGCACUUCCAUGAAAAGACCAAGCACUCAGGCCGAACGAUGACGCUGAGCGAGAUUCGGCUGUCCGGAUUUUGGAUUCUUCACGGAAGAACGGCGGUAUCUCGGUACAUACAGAAGUGCGUCAAAUGCAUCAAGCUCAGAGGAACACCGUGCGGCCAGAAGAUGGCAGACCUGCCGGAGGAGAGAGUGGGACAGAUGGAACCGUUCACCUAUUCCGGAUGUGACUGUUUCGGACCCUUCAUCAUCAAAGAGCGUCGCAGCGAGCUGAAGAGAUGGGGCAUCGUGUUUACGUGCAUGAGCUCGAGAGCCGUUCACCUCGAGACUCUGAACUCGCUGACUGCAGACGCUUUCAUCAACGCCUACCGACGUUUUGUUAGUCGGAGGGGACCAGUCAGAAAGCUCUUCUGCGACAACGCCACGAAUUUCAUCGGUGGCGAGGGAUACCUCAUGGCAGCACUCAACGAGAUGGACCGAGAUCAGGUCAGGAGGACCAUCCUGAAGGACAACUGCGACCUCGUGGAAUUCGACCACAUCACCCCACGGGCUAGUCACAUGGGCGGCGCCUGGGAGCGCCAGAUACGGUCUGUUCGCGCCGCUCUCAACAGCCUGUUCCAAGAUGUGGGACUCCAGAUCGACGACGAACUUCUUCGAACGGUCAUGACAGAAGCCGAAGCCGUAGUUAACAGCCGCCCCCUGUCCUAUGCAUGCAUGACUGACUCAGAUGUAGUAGAGCCUAUCACCCCUAGUCAACUACUCACCUUGAAACAGAAGGUAGUUCUCCCUCUGCCGGGGAACUUCGACCGCCCGGACCUGUACGUCAGACAACGCUGGAGGAGGGUCCAGUAUCUCUCCAACCAGUUCUGGCUCCGCUGGAGGCGGGAGUUUCUGCCAACUCUCCAAGAGCGUCGCAAGUGGAACCGGACGGAGCUGAAUCUCGAGCCAGGCGACGUCGUGAUCAUCGUCGACGCUGACGCCCCGCGAUGCAGCUGGCCUCUGGGCCGCGUGGUUUCCACGUACCCGAGCAGUGAUGGACUGGUACGAAGUGUCCGAGUGCGUAUCGGCCGUGCUGAAUAUGACAGACCGAUACACAAAGUCAUCCGCAUGCUGAAGUCGUAGGGUGAUUCCCAGUCGAGGAGCCUUGUUUAUUUUCCUUGCGUUCGUGUGCGCUGCGCAAGUUCCGGUGACAAAGUGUCAUCGACACUAUUGUGAUAAUGUGUCACAGUGACGCCGUGAUCGAUUUGUGACAGCGUGUUGUUGCUGCGAAAUGUGAAUCACGCGUGCCAUUGUAUAACAGACUGCGUUUUGUAUAUAGCAGACAACGUCUCUGCUAUUCACGUUCUGUGUGGAAAAGUGAUGGAAAAUUAGGUAUAAGUACCGUAAUUUUGGGGAGCCAUGUUCCCGCCCCAGCGGCUAACCGCAUCAAGAUAUACGGAUUUGUUUUUGACUGGCAUUUGUCUUUCAGGUGUCGCAUAUGUGUGCCUUGCCUCUGAUAGCUGACUACUGUGCUUGGUAGCCACAUUGACUGCACGCACGACCACUCACAAUCCCGGACGAAUUAUAACGGUCAUCACGGUCUGCGACUACUGUGGGCCCACCGACUACAAGCCCUGAUCACAAUAAAUCUUGUAGAACUCU
Molecule: messenger RNA, 3918 nt
Organism: Amphibalanus amphitrite
Lineage: Eukaryota; Metazoa; Arthropoda; Thecostraca; Balanomorpha; Balanidae
Exons: 2
Coding region: 1-3399 (1132 amino acids)
Molecular function (GO): nucleic acid binding
Source: RefSeq, a predicted model, not a curated record